AUGAGCAAGUACGAGGUUCUUGGAGUAAAGAGAUCGGCGUCACUCCAAGAAAUAAAGGGAGCUUAUCAGGCGGCGGCGUUGGCAAGUCACCCGGACAAGCAAGCGAGCCUCGCUACCGCGGAGCUAAAAGCACAGGCCUCGCAACGGUUUUUGCUGAUCCAAGCGGCGUGGGAGACUCUUCGAGACGAGGACCUGCGACAGGAGUACGACUGUCGCUUGGACUUGCAGGCCAGGAACAUCGUCGUGUCUGAUGAGGUAAACGUGGACGAUAUGCACUUCGACGAGGCAGACGGUGGCAGCUUUUCCCACGAGUGCCGCUGCGGAGAGGCGUACGUCGUAACCCGAGACGAACUCAACGAAGGUUUCGAGGUCCUAGAUUGCCCCGGCUGCAGCCUGUACAUUCGGGUCCUUGGAAAGCUCGCGGAACCAGCAGCGGCGACAACAGCUCCUGCCACCGACCGAUAG
Molecule: messenger RNA, 465 nt
Organism: Ectocarpus siliculosus
Lineage: Eukaryota; Phaeophyceae; Ectocarpales; Ectocarpaceae
Source: the annotation of a GenBank genome assembly